AUGUAUAUCUCGGCACCAUCUGCUUUAAAACAGGCCCAUGCCACGAAAUUACCUUCUCAAUGCUUGACAGUUGUAGGGGAAGGGAAAUUUUUUAAUCAUUUUUCGUUUUUUUUCUUUACGAACAAAUCUAUUACUAUCAAAUGCAUAAAGAUUAGUUUUUGA
Molecule: messenger RNA, 162 nt
Organism: Vairimorpha ceranae
Lineage: Eukaryota; Fungi; Microsporidia; Nosematidae
Exons: 1
Coding region: 1-162 (53 amino acids)
Source: RefSeq, a predicted model, not a curated record